Haemorhous mexicanus (house finch) is the source of this 962-nucleotide messenger RNA. RefSeq lists its product as uncharacterized. The record is from RefSeq and is a predicted model, not a curated record. Lineage: Eukaryota; Metazoa; Chordata; Aves; Passeriformes; Fringillidae. The coding region runs from base 93 to 950 and encodes 285 amino acids. The transcript has 5 exons.
GGCAGAGAGGGUGCAGGGAGGAGUCCCAGCAGGGAUAAAGGUGCUCCUCACCUGCUGCAGCUUCAGGCAGCGCUGUCCAGAGCGAGAGGAAGAUGAAGGUGGCUGUGCUCAGCGUGGCCCUGCUCUUCUCCAUCCUGCUGUGCCCCCCGGCACAGGCCAAGGGUCUCCGGAUGCCUUUGGAUCGCUGCCCUCCACCUAAGAUGCCUGGACCCCCCCGUGGGCCGCUGCCAAAUCAAGGAAGCUGGAGUGAGAGCGGGGCUGGACCUGUGCCACAGGUGCUCCUCACCUGCUGCAGCCUCAGGCAGCGCUGCCCAGAGCGACAGGAAGAUGAAGGUGGCUGUGCUCAGCGUGGCCCUGCUCUUCUCCAUCCUGCUGUGCCCCCUGGCCCAAGCCAAGCUCAAACAGAUCUCCUUGGAGGCCGUGAAUUCCCAUCCCUCUGCCGGUGCCCUGCUCCCUGGAGCUGUGUCCCCCCACAGCCCCACAAGGUCCAGUCCAGACCCAGCCUUUGUUCUCCUUUCCAGGCACUCCUGGAAGGAACCCAAGAUGACCUCCGAGAGCUGGAUUUAGACAAUGUUGUGGUCCUGGAGACGCCUGCCGGUGUCAGACCCUCCCCUUUCAUGGCCACCACAGCCCAGGCCAUCCCAGUCUGUCCCAGCACAGCCCAGUGCACCCCUCCUGAUAGCCCAGACAAUGCCUUUCCCCAGGGCUCCUCACCAGGGAAGCCUUUCCCCAGGGCCCCUGCUGCAUUCCCAUCCCGGUCACCCCAGGAGCCCCUGGAUGAGCCAGGAUGCAGCCCCUGCCCCAGCUGUGCCUCUUGGCCAGGAGCCCAGUGCUUCUGGGCAGGAGCACAGCAGUCCUGCACCCCAUUGCUCCCACAGUCCCUUCCCUUAGCCCCCCCCCUGCUCUGCCCUGCCUCCCAGUCCAGCCCAGUGCCCCCAGUGUGUCUCUAACUCUGCCUUUGU